GUAUGCGUUAAGGUUAGCGGUGGUGUGUGUGUCUUCAAGUGUCGUGCAUGCAUUUUAUGCAUCUGUUGCUUUGCAUGCACACACUCUCUCUCUCCUCUCUUUCUCUCUCUACAGAGACGCCCUCAAUCCCAAUGCACCCUCGUUUUCUCUCUCUAAAAACCCAGAUGAUGCUUGUGGUUGCAUAGAUUUGAGGAGAUAGAUAGCCAGCACUGCAAAGUUGGGUUCUUUCUUGUUCAUUUGAAUGACCCUUUAGUAGGUUCUCUUUUGGGGUGAUACAAAGUGGAAUUUCGGAAUUUGGAUUGAUGGGUUCCGAUAUUUGCGUCGUCAAUGGUUCGUGCACCCACGAUUGGAGGAAGGGUUGGCCUCUGCGAUCUGAUGGAUUUGCUCAACUAUGCUGCAAGUGCGGAUUUAUGGAGGAAUGGAAACGUGACAUCCUUGAUCCAUUAUCUGCCUAUGAGAAUUCAGUUUUCUGUAACAAGUUCCACCGUCAACAAACUGGUUGGGGGGAGUGUUACUUUUGCAACAAGCCUAUCCACUGUGGAUGCAUAGUAUCUAGAUCUUUGUUCGAGUAUCUUGACUUUGGUGGUAUAGGUUGUGUGAGCUGUGUAAAUACUUCCCAAUUGAGUAUGAUGAGGAAUACUGAAAAUCCAAAUGGGUCUGUUUCAUCGACCAAAAAUAAUGCAAGUGAUCGACAUUCUGCUCAGUUCGAUGGCCGACUAUUUAUGGGCGGUGUUGAUGAAGGAAAACUUAUGCAAUUCUGCAAAAUUGUUGAAGCUAGUGAAUCCAGUUGUUGGAAUCAAGCUCAAAGAGAUGGUUUAGUUGCACGUACUGGGCAAAGCAGCCAAGAAGCUAAUAAUUGUUCAUUCAGGGAAAGGGAUACUGGAUUUUCAAAUGUUAUGAAAUCAUCUGUUCAAUCAUUAACAUUUGCCACAGUAGAAAACAAUAGAUCAACAUGGGAAAUUAAAAACAGUCAUGAAUCAAAUUCACAGCAAUCUUUGAACAUGUAUUUGGGAAAUCCAUCAGGGAGCAACUCUGUCCCACCACCUGCUGGAGAGGCUGUAGAAGGAAGACUUGAGGGAAAAGCGUCUCAUCCCUUUCAUCAAGCCCAAAGAUCUCGCCCUAUAUUUCCUAAACCAUUGAAGACAGGGCUUACCAUGAACAUGGAAACAGAUAAAGGCACAACAUCUCAAUCACGUAUUGCUCGGCCACCUGCUGAAGGCAGGGGCAAGAAUCAGUUACUUCCUCGAUACUGGCCCAGGAUUACUGAUCAAGAGCUGGAGCGAUUGGCUGGAGAUUUGAAGUCCACUGUAGUGCCAUUAUUUGAGAAGGUGUUAAGUGCCAGUGAUGCAGGUCGAAUUGGUCGUCUUGUUCUCCCUAAAGCCUGUGCUGAGGCUUAUUUUCCUUCUAUUUCACAAUCCGAAGGUGUUCCUUUGCGAGUGCAAGAUGUGAAGGGAAAUGAAUGGACAUUUCAGUUCAGAUUUUGGCCUAAUAACAACAGUCGGAUGUAUGUAUUAGAGGGUGUGACGCCUUGCAUACAGUCCAUGCAAUUACAUGCGGGUGAUACUGUAACAUUUAGUCGCAUAGAUCCUGGAGGCAAACUUGUUAUGGGAUUCAGAAAAGCAUCAAAUUCUACAGAUACACAGGAUGCAUCCACAUCUGCACAAUCCAAUGGCAUUUCAGCAAAGGGAACCACCUUUUCUGGUGGAACUGAGAAUCUUCCAUCAGGAAGUAAUCAUUCUGAUCUUCUCCAUUCAAUUAAAGGGAAUGCCGAAUCUAUCUUGAAUGAACAUGCAGAACAUCAUUCGGGUACUGGAACUGCGGGGUUGCUUAAAAUUGAGAGUUAUGAGAUGACAAACAAUAAUUCACUUCAGCAACAAAUUUCAGUUUUAGAGAAGAAGAGGACUCGCAAUAUUGGGCCUAAAAGUAAGAGGUUACUAAUUGAUAGUGAAGAUGCAAUGGAGUUGAAACUUACAUGGGAAGAAGCACAGGAUUUGCUUCGUCCACCACCUAGUGUCAAGCCUAGCAUUGUCACAAUUGAGGACCAAGUAUUUGAAGAGUAUGAUGAACCCCCAGUUUUUGGAAAGAGAACUUUAUUCAGUGCCUGUUCAUCUGGGGGGAAGGAACAAUGGGCUCAAUGUGAUGAUUGCUCUAAAUGGAGAAAACUGCCAGUUGAUGCUCUUCUUCCUCCCAAGUGGACAUGUUCUGAAAAUGUUUGGGAUUCAAGCAGGUCUUCAUGCUCUGCACUAGAGGAGCUAAGUUCAAGGGAAUUAGAAAAUCUUCUGAAAACCAGCAAAGACAUUAAGAAGCGGCGAAUUAUAGAAAGCAACAAGUCCAUCCAAGAGCCCGAGCCUUCUGGCUUAGAUGCUCUUGCCAGUGCAGCAGUUCUGGGAGAAAAUCUCCUCGACCCAGCUGCCGAAUCAUCUACUGGAGCCACCACCAAACAUCCUAGACACCGUCCUGGCUGCUCUUGUAUCGUAUGCAUUCAGCCCCCAAGUGGAAAAGGUAGACACAAGCCAACAUGCACAUGCAACGUGUGCAUGACCGUGAAGCGCCGAUUCAAAACCCUCAUGCUAAGGAAGAAGAAACGCCAAUCAGAACGCGAAGCAGAUGCCGCCCAAAAAGAUCAAGUUCAUCAAAAAGACGAGUCGGACGCCACCGGAGCAUCAAGAGAUGAUACAAGCCAUUUGGAGAAAGAGGGUGGACUUAAAAGAAGCCAACAUGAAGUGGGUGAAUCCUGUGCUGGACAAAUAGACCUGAAUUCUCACCCCAACCGUGAAGACAUGCAAGUUGAUACCACAGCACUUGGCAUGCCUAGUCAUCUUGAAACAACAAACCAUACACCAAGGGAAUAUGUGAACCAAAAUGGCCUAAGAAGCUUUAAUAGUGAACUGCAUGCUAAUGACCAUUCUUUGCACACUCAAUCCAAUGAAAGAUGCUUUACUUCCAUUGUGUGGAACCAAGAAAAAAGAAAAGAUGAUGUACACAAUCAUCCCAAUCAAAGUCAAAACAAUCUUUCUUAACAUUUUAUUUAUUUUUAUAUUUAUUCCUUUUUUUUCUUGAUUGGAUUUUUUAUGUUUCUCCUUACUUGCAUUCUCACAGUACAUAUUUUGCUUUCUUUUUCAAAGGGGUGGUCGAAGAUAGUUCUUUUAUAUUUUUUAAUCAAAAUAAUGUAAUUUUUACUCUCGGUUUUCGUUGGAGUAUUUUUUUUUUUAUUAGAAGUGGUUCAUGCACUUUUUUUUUGACAAUGUAUUUGUUUGUGGUUUAUAUGAAUGUAACAUAGGAAAAAGUUAACCUUUUCAAGCUUCUGUUACUUUCUGCUAAUCUUGAGAGUUAUUUUUCAAGAUUCUACGACAGUAACAAUACCAUUUAGUGGCAUGUAGUUUUGUAUGAUGAUUAGCUGAGCUAAAGAGAGUUCUUAUGAU
Abrus precatorius (Indian licorice) is the source of this 3422-nucleotide messenger RNA. Its product is annotated as B3 domain-containing transcription repressor VAL1. The record is from RefSeq and is a predicted model, not a curated record. The transcript has 15 exons. Gene Ontology annotation, molecular function: DNA binding; zinc ion binding. NCBI's taxonomy places the organism in Eukaryota, Viridiplantae, Streptophyta, Magnoliopsida, Fabales, Fabaceae. Bases 303 to 3020 code for a protein of 905 amino acids.